This is a messenger RNA of Paramuricea clavata, 375 nucleotides long. NCBI's taxonomy places the organism in Eukaryota, Metazoa, Cnidaria, Anthozoa, Malacalcyonacea, Plexauridae. The record is from the annotation of a GenBank genome assembly.
AUGACCAUAAAAAAAGCUUGGAAAACGGUUAAUAAAAUCCUUAACCGGAAACAAGAAUGUCGCGAAAUAAAUUGUAACCAUACUCAGAAUGGUCAAAUUUCUUGUCCAAAUGAAUUAGCGGAGCACUUUAAUAAUUACUUUACUGACAUUGGUCCAAAAAUUGCCACAACCAUUGGUAAUACUGAUAGAAAUUUCACGGAUUACAUAACAAAAGCAACAAGUAGUUUCAAGUUUCAAACAGUGUCUGAAACCAAAGUAUACAAACUUCUCUCCUCUUUAAAUCCUUGCAAAUCUACUGGAAUUGAUAAAAUUCGCGCUAAAAUUAUUCUUAUUGCUGCGCCAAUAAUUGCAAAUUCACUGACAAGAAUUUUUUAA